AUGGGUGGCGCGGUAUCUGUCCUCGGCGAUUCAGCAUCAAACUCGAACUACAGGUAUGGUGAGUCCACGGACGCUCAGGGUGGCAAGGUCGAAGACGUGAUGUCCUGGAUUGGCACGAGGCUGGAUAUGCCGCCAAAACCCUUCAGUGUGGAGAACUACUUCGAGCUGCAGAAUAUCGUCGGUACGGGCAUGCUGGGAAAGGUGCGUCUCGUUCGGCACAAGCGGUCAAGUCUUUACUACAUUCUCAAGUCGAUCAAAAAGAAGGAUGUGAUCGUAAAGAAGAUGAUCCCGCAACUUGAAGCCGAGCGCGACGCGAUGCAGCAGAUGACGGCGAUUCGGCAUCCGUUCAGUGUCCGGUUCUUCGGCAGUUUGGCCACUUCAUCGCACGUGCACUUCCUGAUGGAGUAUGCGCCAGGUGGCGAGCUUUUCCAUCGCCUACACAACGUCGGACGCCUAUCCAACGACGAGGCCAAGUUUUACGCCACGGAGCUCGUCGUAUUCAUCGAUGCGUGUCACUCCAAUGGCUUCAUGUAUCGAGACGUCAAGCCUGAGAAUAUCUUGCUGGACGCUGGCGGGCACAUCAAGGUGGUGGAUUUCGGCUUUGCCAAGCAGAUUCGCAGUCCCAACGAUCGGACCUCGUCCAGUGUGGGGACGCCGCAGUAUUUGGCGCCCGAGCAGCUCACGCUAUCUCACAAGGCACGCAACUACUCGCGAAUCGUGGACUGGUGGGCGUUCGCCUGUGUGGUGUACGAACUGGUGAGCGGCUCGCCGCCGUUCACGUCUCGACGCAACGAGUCCCACUUCGAGCUGUACAACCGCAUUCUCUCGGGCAAGAUCUACUGGCCGCGGUACAUGCAGAGCGCGUUGAAGGACCUGCUGCGGAGCAUGUUGCAGAGCGACCCUGCUAAGCGACUGAGCGACGUCAGCGCCAUUAAGGAGCACGCGUGGUUCGAGAACGUGGACUGGGACGCCGUCCCGCUCCGCCAAGUCGUCGCGCCGCACAUCCCGACAUUGACUUGUCCCGGUGACACGUCCAACUUCGACGACUACCCGAGCUCGAGCGAGGAGACGCCGCCGCUAGACACCGAUGCGUCUCGGCAUGAGUUCCUCAAUUUUUGA
Messenger RNA from Phytophthora sojae, 1119 nucleotides. RefSeq lists its product as hypothetical. The record is from RefSeq and is a predicted model, not a curated record. The coding region runs from base 1 to 1119 and encodes 372 amino acids. Lineage: Eukaryota; Oomycota; Peronosporomycetes; Peronosporales; Peronosporaceae. The transcript has a single exon. Gene Ontology annotation, biological process: protein phosphorylation. Gene Ontology annotation, molecular function: protein serine/threonine kinase activity; ATP binding.